Molecule: messenger RNA, 480 nt
Organism: Alnus glutinosa
Lineage: Eukaryota; Viridiplantae; Streptophyta; Magnoliopsida; Fagales; Betulaceae
Exons: 3
Coding region: 1-480 (159 amino acids)
Source: RefSeq, a predicted model, not a curated record
AUGGUUUUAGAUAUGAUUGAUGGCCAACAUGUUGCAGUUGGAACAAGGGUCAAUUUAGCUUUGCUGUAUCUGUUGUUGCACGAACAAGCUAGGAAAUCAUUAGAAAGUGCACUGGGUGGAAAGAAAAAUGAAUUUGAGAAAUGGAACAAGGAAAUUAAGAGGAGAGAGAAGGUGGGUGGAGGUAGUGAUGCUGGUGGAGGUGGUUGGUUUGGAUGGGGUGGACGGUUUGGUUGGUCCAACAGUGACCAUUUCUGGCAAGAAGCAGAACAAGCAAUUCUUGCGGUGUUAGGAAUCAUCGUCAUGUAUCUCAUUGUUGCAAAAGGUGAAGUGAUGCUUGCUGUCAUCUUCAACACAUUGCUGUAUGCUUUACGAGGAACAAGAAAUGUACUCGCUUCCAUAACAUCAAGAAUCUUGGGAAAGACGUCUCCAAUUAGUCAUGUUGAUGUUUUUCAUCAGUACACCAGGCUUUCUGCUUGUUGA